This is a messenger RNA of Funneliformis geosporum, 492 nucleotides long. NCBI's taxonomy places the organism in Eukaryota, Fungi, Glomeromycota, Glomeromycetes, Glomerales, Glomeraceae. The record is from the annotation of a GenBank genome assembly.
AAAACCAAUUGAUCAAAAAAAGUGAUUUAGAUAAUCCCAUAAAAGCAGUAUUAGGAUUAAACCCAAACGACACUAUACCAAUUUAUGAUGAAUUAAAUUCUAAACCAGUUGCUACUGUUCUUGCCCCUGAACAACAACACAAAUUAGAUAAUUUUGAUACAGUAGAAAAAAAGCUUUUAGAAUUUGUAAGAAAAACAGCAAAAGAUGAACUAAAUAAUUUCUAUCUUAAAACACUGGGUAUUGAUGAUGAUCCUAUCAAGGACAGUUAUGAUAAUGAUGACAAUUGGAAAAAAAAGUAUGGCGCGGAGUUUAAUUUAGAGGAUGUUAUCGAUAAUAACUUAACUUUAGAAAAUGAAGAAGAUGCCAAAAAGGCCUUUAGAGUGGUGGCUUGUAUUUGUGCUACGGAAAGAGUGAGGGAAUUAAAUGAAACCUACCAAAAUUCUAACCCUAAACCAAAGAAAAUACUAACUGCAAUUAAGAGUGCCAACAAUG